CAUCGCCGCGAUCGGUUGUUUAAUUUUGCUCGCUCUGUUUCCGUUUCGCUUGGAAUUCGCCGUUUUCGUGAUCGACUAGUAGGCGCCUCCCCUCUUGAAACCACUCCCCCGAACUUGCCCAGAAGCCGAAGAGUGAAACAAGCUUUUGCGUUCCAAGCUGACACAGACGCACCACACACGUACGCCCAAAAACAGCGAUAAUACAAAUUGGCCACGCUCGUUGUUUGGGUUAAUUCAAUUAAGUGCGACGGACAGAAGAAAGCCGCUUCGGCCAAGUGAUAAUCCAUCAAGGGGCCACAAAGGCGCUUUUAUUGGGCCCUAAAAAAAGAAAGUCGCCACACAAAGGUUACACAACCGAAGCGUGCAAUUGACCCACGGAACACGGAUCACAGAUCACGGAUCCCCCGAACUUUUCGUAUAGUGCGGAGUACGCAACAACAAAAACAACGCUACAAUGACGACUGCGGCGAAAGUAAUCUUGGCCUGCUGCCUGCUGGGCGCCUUCCACAUGCAAAUCAGCUCGUCAUCAGCCAUUCCCAUCUGGGAGUUUUUGACCCGCAACGAAAAGAUGUCACACCUCUAUUCGACGUUCGCCCAGCUAGUUAGCGUGCACUGCAAGUCGACUGCCGCUGUUGGAGGACUGCCGGUGAACCAGUGCAAGCACAAUCUGCUUGGCUACGGAUCCGCCAAGCUGCAGACGCUCUCUGAUGCCCAAUUGGAGGCACUCGAUCCGUAUCAGCGCGAUGCCAACGAGCUGAUAUGGUCGUCGAUCAUGCGGGACCAUCCGAGCGGAGCUAGCCUGGUGACCACACGCCAGCCGCUCCAGCAACCCUUACCCACUCCACCUGCCUCCUCGCUGAUCAUCCUGACCCGCCAGCAACUUCCACACGAGGCCUCCCAUCCCAUCCAGAGCUCCAGUUCCGGCCCCAAUCCGAUCUUCGAAAGCGGCGAGCAGAAGCACAAGUACGCCAUGGACAUGGAUAUGGCCUACGGCUACGUUCAGCAGUCUAGCAGUGAGCUUCCAGUUGCCGCCGCCCUUACGGGAGAGCCGCCCAAAACCUAUCUCACCGGACCCUUAGUUAUCCGAGUGCGUCCCGAUGGCUCACCUGUGGAGGAGGACAAGAGGAUGCCCCUGCCGCGUGACGAGGACCUGCCCUUAUUCCGUCUCGGCCUGGCUGCCGCCCAGCCCAACAGACACCGCAAGAUCGCCACAAUCAGCGCUCUCAAGCAGCAGCACUUCGCCUCCAUCCUGCAGCGCGACCUUCAGCCGCCUCAUCAGGUGCAGAGGCGCCUGUUCCGCCAGCAGCAGGCGUAAGAUCCUGGCCAGAGGAUUCCUAGACCUAAGUCCUUGUGUGGAGAGUGAAUGUGAUAGAUCAGGAGACGAUCCUGCAUCUCUAAGUGCGAGAGAAUGGAUGAAU
This is a messenger RNA of Drosophila eugracilis, 1418 nucleotides long. It is a transcript of the gene Reg-5, whose product is annotated as rhythmically expressed gene 5 protein. Bases 455 to 1315 code for a protein of 286 amino acids. The record is from RefSeq and is a predicted model, not a curated record. The transcript has 3 exons. NCBI's taxonomy places the organism in Eukaryota, Metazoa, Arthropoda, Insecta, Diptera, Drosophilidae.